AUGAAACGUCUUCCUGCUUCUCUGUGUCUGCUCGGAUGUAUUCUGUGGGCCUCAAGUCAAAGCAGUGUCUCAGCCUCAGAGUUUCAUCUGGAAGGAGAUUAUUUGUUAGGUGGACUUUUUAAUAUUCAUUACAUCAGCAGUCACGUUCUUCACGACAGACCAGAAGGAAUCGAUUGCUCCAGUCAAACCCUAUUUCCUUCAAAUUAUCGAAUGUUUCAGUUGAUGAGAUUUGCUGUAGAGGAAAUCAAUAACUCCACCAGCCUACUGCCAAAUGUAUCUCUUGGCUACGAAAUAUUUGACUACUGCUCAGACACUCACAACUUUCCUGAAAUGUUCGACUUCCUCUCAGUCAAUGACUUAACCCAAGCUCGGGGUGAACCACGCAAGCAACGCGCAAAUAAGGCGAACAUUCCCAAAGUAAUAUCAGUGGUUGGUCCCUUUACAAGCACUCAGGCACUGACUAUUGCCCCACUGUUCAUGGUGGACAUUAUUCCUGUGGUGAGUUAUGGAGCGUCUAGCUCUGUCCUAUCAGACAAAUGGGUGUACCCGUCUUUCUCACGCACAGUGAGUCCGAAUGCAGAUGUCAUACAAGUGAUCAUUGAUAUUUUGCAACACUUUAAAUGGCACUGGGUUGCUUUCCUGAACAGUGAUAACAGUUUUGGCAAUGAUGGACUCGAAAUGUUCAUUAAUGGAAUUGAGGAUACUGAUAUCUGCCUGGCAUACAAAAAAGGCCUUCAUGAAAAUUCAAAUUACUCCAACAUAUUCAGACAGAUAGAUGAACAGCAAAUACAUGUAAUUAUUGUUUUCGCUUCAAUAGUAUGGGCUGAAAUUCUCAUUGAGUCAGCGAUACAGCUAAACAUCACACACAAGGUCUGGAUCGCAGAUGACGGAUGGGCUUUGCACAGGAGGCUCCCCAAGAUGAAAGGAAUCAGGAAUAUUGGCACGGUGCUUGGGAUCUCGCAAUCAAAAAUGACAAUACCUGGGUUUGAUGAUUAUAUCUAUUCCUCUCUAAGUCGGACUCUCUGUGAGAGCGAAAAACAAUUCAGGUUUUGUACUCAGGUUCACAACUGCAGCAACUUGAGUGCUGAAGAUGUCAUUGGUGCAGACCCAUCUUUCUCUUUCCCUGUGUAUUCUGCUGUGUAUGCCAUCGCCCAUGCCUUACACAAUGUAUUGCAAUGUGGAGCCGGGAUAUGUAACGACAACAUUACAGUGUACCCAUAUCUGGUUCAAGCAGAGCUGAUGAAGUCAAAUUUUACACUUUUAAAUCAAAGUAUUCAGUUUGAUGAAAAUGGUGACCCCAGGUUCGGACACUAUUCCAUAGUGUUCUGGAAUGAGAGUGGUUUUCCACAGGAGAUCGGUUUUUACAGUUUUUACGCAUCAUCCAAUUUCUUCAUCAACAACACAUUAAUAAAGUGGUUCACAGAUGGAGAGGUUCCGACUUCAGUGUGUUCCCCAGAAUGUUCUGUUGGAUUUGCAAAGGAGCCAGAUGCAAUCCACAAAUGCUGCUUCAUUUGUGAAAUGUGUGCGCCUGGAACCUAUAUCAACACCACAGAAAAUCCCUACGACUGCAUAGAAUGUGCAGAGACAGAAUGGUCUACAGAAGCAAGUACGUCAUGUAAUCUUCGGUUGGUGGAGUACAUCAGAUUCACAGACAGUGCAGCCAUACUGAUCAUGGUCGGGGCCUUGAUCUUGGUGGGCAUCACACUCGCCAUGUCUGUUCUCUUUGCCAUUAACUACAACACUCCUGUUGUCAGAUCAGCUGGGGGACCAAUGUGCUUCCUAAUCUUAGGCUGCCUUUGUCUGAGUAGUUUUAGCGUGUUCUUUUACAUUGACAAGCCAACAUUUUAUUUUUGCAUCCUGAGGUACUUCCCAUUCUUUUUGUUUUACACGGUUUGUAUUGCAUGCUUUGUUGUGCGCUCUUUUCAAAUUGUUUGCAUUUUUACAAUAGCUGCCAAGUUUCCCAAUGCCCACAGUUGGUGGAUAAAAUAUCACGGACAAUGGCUGGUCAUCACCGUGAUAUCCGUCACCCAGGCACUCUUCCUUGUCAUUGGCUAUUCACAAGGACCACCCAAGCCCAUAGAAACAUUGUGGUACCCAGACAAAAUCCUACUCGAAUGUGACGUGAAUAUGAAAGUCAAUUAUGCUUCUAUUACUUUACUUGUAUUGUUGUGCUCUCUUUGUUUUGUUUUCUCCUACAUGGGAAAAGACCUUCCAAAAAAUUACAAUGAGGCCAAAGUAAUAACUUUCUGUCUGCUCCUGCUGAUCCUCACCUGGGUCCUUUUUGGCACUUACCACAACCUCACACGUGGCAACAGUAUUACAACUCUUAAUGCUGUGGCAGUACUCUUCAGUCUCUACUGCUUUCUCCUGUGGUAUUUCCUGCCAAAAUGUUACAUCAUCGUUUUUCAACCUCACAAAAACACACAGCAGUAUUUCCAAGGACUCAUUCAAAAUUAUACCAAAACAAUUAGCCAGUAGCUGAUUUCAGUGAAAGUGUCCCUCCGUGUAGCUGGUGUGACUCAGGCGUUAUGAAAGAGUACAAUACAUUGCUAAUAAUCUAUGAAUCAUCCUACUUUGGGAUUAUGGAAUGUUAUAACAAUGAAAACAUGAAGCACUUAAACAUAGUUGAACACGAGGCCCAUUUGCUGUUCA
Molecule: messenger RNA, 2652 nt
Organism: Solea senegalensis (Senegalese sole)
Lineage: Eukaryota; Metazoa; Chordata; Actinopteri; Pleuronectiformes; Soleidae
Product: taste receptor type 1 member 1-like
Exons: 6
Coding region: 1-2478 (825 amino acids)
Biological process (GO): G protein-coupled receptor signaling pathway
Cellular component (GO): membrane
Molecular function (GO): G protein-coupled receptor activity
Source: RefSeq, a predicted model, not a curated record